Staurois parvus is the source of this 501-nucleotide messenger RNA. NCBI's taxonomy places the organism in Eukaryota, Metazoa, Chordata, Amphibia, Anura, Ranidae. The record is from the annotation of a GenBank genome assembly.
GCGGGCGCCGGACCCCCAGGCGGAGCGACAGGUCUCGGGCCCUCAGGCGGAGCGGCGGGCGCCGGACCCCCAGGAGGAGCGACAGGUCUCGGGCCCUCAGGCGGAGCGGCGGGCGCCGGACCCCCAGGUGGAGCGACAGGUCUCGGGCCCUCAGGCGGAGCGGCGGGCGCCGGACCCCCAGGCGGAGCGGCGGGCACCGAGACACCAGGCACGACAGUGGGCUCCGAGUCAACUGGUAUGACCGCAGGCACUGGGUCAGACAUUGGAUGGUCUGGCUGGACAGCGGGCAUCGGGUCACCAGGCAUCAGGUCAUUUGGCUCGACAGCGGGCACCGCGUCAUCUGGCAAGGCAGUGGGCUCCGAGUCAACUGGUAUGACCGCGGGCACUGGGUCAGACAUUGGAUCGUCUGACUGGACAGCGGGCAUCGGGUCACCAGGCAUCAGGUCAUUUGGCUCGACAGCGGGCACCGCGUCAUCUGGCAAGGCAGUGGUCUCCGAGUCA